Molecule: messenger RNA, 2129 nt
Organism: Emys orbicularis (European pond turtle)
Lineage: Eukaryota; Metazoa; Chordata; Testudines; Emydidae
Gene: DARS2
Product: aspartyl-tRNA synthetase 2, mitochondrial
Exons: 18
Coding region: 107-2044 (645 amino acids)
Biological process (GO): aspartyl-tRNA aminoacylation
Cellular component (GO): cytoplasm
Molecular function (GO): nucleic acid binding; ATP binding; aspartate-tRNA ligase activity
Source: RefSeq, a predicted model, not a curated record
CGCUGUCGCGAUCCCUGAGGAAGGACCGAGCCUGUGCGGAAAGAAAACAGUGUGAAAGAUCCAGGACUGCCCUUCUGUUUCUCAUCCAGCUGUUGUGGCCUGUAAGAUGUCAUUCCGCCACGGGCUGCGACUGCUAUACAGUCAGCUGUCUCUGUUCUCUAGAGAACUAAACAGACCUUGGUGCAGAUACGUUUCCAACAGUUUGGCACUUAGCUCAGAGAAAAGAGCAUCAGAUUUCAAUAGCUUUGUGGCUCGGACCAACACUUGCGGAGAGUUGCGUUCUGCUCAUGUGGGCCAAGAGGUCACCUUGUGUGGAUGGAUUCAGUACCAAAGACAGGGCCUGUUCCUGGUUCUGAGGGACUUCCAGGGUCUGACACAAAUCAUCAUUCCGCAGGAUGAGGCACAUUCCCAUGUUAAGAAGGUCUUGUAUGAUGCCCCUGUGGAAUCUGUUGUGAGGGUAACUGGGACAGUCACCUCUCGGCCCCCAGGGCAGAAGAACCCGAGAAUGCCAACAGGUGACAUUGAAGUGAAGGUGAAGACAGCUGAGGUCCUGAAUUCCUGCAAGAAGCUGCCCUUUGAAAUUAAAGACUUUAUCAAGAAAUCUGAGGCCUUGCGCAUGCAGUAUCGCUACUUGGACUUGCGCAGCUUCCAGAUGCAACAUAACCUGCGACUGAGAUCGCAGAUGGUUAUGAAAAUGCGGGAGUACCUCUGUAAUCUCCAUGGGUUUGUGGAUGUAGAAACUCCAACACUGUUUAAGAGAACUCCAGGGGGUGCGAAGGAAUUUGUGGUACCUUCCAGGGAGCCUGGAAGGUUUUACUGUCUGCCGCAGAGUCCUCAGCAAUUUAAGCAGCUCCUGAUGGUUGGAGGUCUGGACAGGUACUUUCAGGUCGCCCGUUGCUAUCGAGAUGAAGGUUCAAAGCCAGAUAGGCAGCCGGAAUUCACGCAGAUCGAUAUCGAGAUGUCGUUUGUAGACCAAGCUGGGAUCCAGAGACUGAUUGAGGGCCUGCUCCAGUAUUCCUGGCCUAAUGAGAGAGGCCCUAUUACCACCCCUUUCCCUUCCAUGAGCUAUGCUGAGGCAUUGGCUGAGUAUGGGACUGAUAAGCCAGACACUCGCUUUGGUAUUAAGAUAAUUGAUGUCAGUGACGUGUUUAGGAGUGUGGAAAUCGGAUUUGUGCAGAAUGCUGUCAACAAGCCCCAAGGCACUGUCAAAGCCAUUUGUAUUCCUCAGGGAGCGAGACAUCUUCAAAAUAAAGAUUUUGAGUCUUUAAAGGAAUCUGCAAAAUCCCAGUUUAAUCAGGAAGUUUUACACUUGAGCCUGAAGCCUUAUGAGAGCUUGAAGUCUCCACUCAGUAAGUUUCUCAGUGUGGAGCAGCAUUCGGAACUCAUCCAAGCACUGAAGGUCCAGGCAGAUGAUGUGGUGCUGCUGGCAGCUGGAGAGCAUGAAAAAGUGUGCUUGGUGUUAGGAAAUAUGCGCUUGGAGACUGCGAACCUUCUGGAGUCGAGAGGCCUGGUGCUCCGUGAUCCCACUGCUUUUCACUUCCUGUGGGUGGUGGAUUUCCCGCUAUUCCUUCACAAAGAAGAAAACCCUGCAGAACUGGAAUCUGCUCAUCACCCCUUCACAGCCCCUCACCCCUCAGACACCAGCCUCCUCUACUCUGAGCCUGCAAAGGUCCGUAGCCAGCACUAUGAUCUUGUGCUGAAUGGCAGUGAGAUUGGAGGUGGCUCCAUCCGAAUCCAUAAUGCAGAGCAGCAACGUUUUGUUCUUGAGACAGUGCUGAAGGAGGAUCCUGAGCUGCUUUCCCACCUGCUUGAGGCUUUGAAGUGUGGAGCGCCCCCUCAUGGAGGAAUCGCUUUAGGACUUGACAGACUGAUCUGUCUCGUGGCUGGAGCUCCAAGUAUUCGAGAUGUCAUUGCAUUCCCCAAAUCCUUCAAGGGACGUGACCUUAUGAGCAACGCUCCAGAUUACAUCACCCCUGAGGAGCUAGAGCCAUACCACAUCCAGGUUGCAUGGCCUGCUGCAGAAGCAGAGGCAAACAAGAACUGACUCAAAGCAAGCGAUUGUAGCUGACUCUACUAUCGGCAUUGUUCCCACUCUGCCUUCCAAGGGCAGAAAACAUCAGCUGAUGUAG